Molecule: messenger RNA, 1029 nt
Organism: Vanderwaltozyma polyspora DSM 70294
Lineage: Eukaryota; Fungi; Ascomycota; Saccharomycetes; Saccharomycetales; Saccharomycetaceae
Gene: BUD17
Product: putative pyridoxal kinase BUD17
Exons: 1
Coding region: 1-1029 (342 amino acids)
Biological process (GO): pyridoxal 5'-phosphate salvage
Cellular component (GO): cytosol
Molecular function (GO): pyridoxal kinase activity
Source: RefSeq, a predicted model, not a curated record
AUGGCAGUUGAGUUAUCUGAGAAGUUAAAUUUAGAUAAUCAUCUAAUUAGAACUAAGAAAGUUCUUUCUAUUCAAUCUCAUGUAGUACAUGGAUACGUUGGUAAUAAAGCAUCAACCUUUUCAUUGCAAUACAAAGGUUGGGAUGUAGAUGCAUUGAAUACUGUUCAGUAUUCUAAUCAUCCAGGGUAUGGUCAAUUUAGUGGGUUUAAAACUGAUUCUAAAGAUAUCAGUAAUAUUUUCCAACAAGGACUUAUAUCAGGUUUAGAGAUACAAUACGAUGCUAUCAUAACUGGUUAUAUUCCAGAUAUUAAAAGUUUAGAGUUCUUAGGUGAAGAGAUAUCUUCAUUGCGUGAGAUAUGUGAUACUUUAAAGUGGAUUUUAGAUCCUGUCUUGGGGGAUAAUGGGAAGAUGUACUUGGCUGAAGGUAUCAAGACAACCUACAAGAAUAUCUUAUCUUCUAGCAAGAUAUAUUUAACUACACCCAAUCAAUUUGAAAUGGAAAUGCUUACUUCUAUGAAGAUUAAUGACAUAUCAUCGUUACGACAGGCAUUUGUAAUCUUUCAUGAAUUAUAUCCAAGAGUUGAGAAUAUAGUAGUUACAGGUAUUGAAAUCAAUUAUAGAGAAAAUGGAUACAUUACAGCAGCGUGCUAUGCUGGAGAUGAAUUCACUACCACCAACAACACCUCAAAUCAAUUGCAUAUUAGUGGAUAUGUAGUACCAAAGAUUCCAGCACAAUUCAGUGGCAGCGGUGAUCUAUUCACAUCUUUAAUUAUGAAUGAAAUGAUAACUAAAUCAAAUAUUGCCUCAACAGAUCCUAAUGAAACCCUUUCUAGAAAACUAGAUAUAGCAUUAAAUCAAACACAAGCAAUUUUACAAAGAACUUAUAAUCAUUUCAACAACAGAAUAGUCGAUGGUGAUAUCAAUAAUAAUUCAACUUUAAAGAUUAAUGAUUUAAGAUUGAUUCAAUCUAGGGAUAUCUUAUCCAAUAACAAAUUUGAAAACUUCAAAUUCGAACAUAUAACCAUCUGA